GUAGGUAUAAACAUCACUCAAAUAUCGAGCAGUUCCAGUUGAGUUUUCCCGUGUUUAGUGCAGAGAUGAAAAUUUACAUUGUCAAUUACCAUAUCGUUAAAGUCAACGUUAAACUUUAGGGGAUAACCCACUGCAAAUACAAAUUCACACUGCUAAGCAAGUAGUUCAUUUUAUCACCCCCUGGUAUAUUAGCGUAUUGCUAUUUGGAUUAUUUUAACCGAUUUUCAUCGUGCAGUAAAAAUGGAUUUUGUUAUUGGAGGCCUCGCUGCAGUUGGUUCCGGUUUUUUCACAAACCCGUUGGAGUUGGUGAAAACGAGGAUGCAAAUUCAAGGGGAGUUGGCGACAAGAGGCCAAUAUGUAGUGCAGUACAGGAAUUUUUUUAACGCCGGUAUGGUAAUUGCGAAACACGAUGGAAUUUUAGCACUUCAGGCUGGACUAGUUCCAGCCCAAUGGUUUCAGUUCAUCCUAAAUGGAAUUCGCUUAGGUCUGUUUCAGACAUUAAGCGAUAAAGGCUUUACAAAGAAUAAAAAUGGAGAAACAGUAUUACAUAGAACAAUAUUGCUGGGAGGAGUUUGCGGAUCUCUCGGCGCGGUUGUUGGCAGUCCAUUAUAUUUAAUCAAGACUCAUUUACAAACACAAGCCGCCCAACAAAUUUCUUUUGGACAUCAGCACAACCACGAUGGUACAAUAGACGCGUUCAGAAAUAUCUAUAGACAACAAGGGAUAAAAGGUUUAUUCAGAGGUACAGCGUCGGCGAUCCCAAGAAAUUUCGUUGGAUCAACCUCGCAACUGACCAGCUUUGAGUAUUGCAAAAAUUGGCUAAAGCGACAUCCCCUGUAUUACAAUUCGCCACUGCUUACAACGUUUACCGCUAGCUUUAUUGGAGGUUUUAUCGCAACGACAUUCAUUACACCUUUCGACUUAAUAUCGACGAGAUUAUACAAUCAAGGUGUCGAUACCAAAGGUCGCGGUUUAUUAUACAAAGGUUACUUGGACUGCGUGUUGAAAAUCGUUAAAACCGAAGGAAUUUUCGGGAUGUAUAAAGGAUUUUGGGCGGGAUACGUACGACUUGGGCCCCAUACGGUAUUAUCGUUGGUGUUUUGGGAUCAGCUCAAGUGGUGCUACAAAAAUUACAGUUUCCACGCGCAACCCGCGCUUCAUCUUGCUUAGUAUUAUUUGCAACCACCUUCAUCGACUCAUUUUUGUAAUUUAUAUCAUCAAAUUCAUUCAAUCAGGUUAAAUUUUGACUAAAUUAAAUAGAAAACGUAAGUUAUUAGUAAACGUGUGAUAUAUG
Photinus pyralis (common eastern firefly) is the source of this 1294-nucleotide messenger RNA. RefSeq names its product solute carrier family 25 member 35-like. The transcript has 4 exons. NCBI's taxonomy places the organism in Eukaryota, Metazoa, Arthropoda, Insecta, Coleoptera, Lampyridae. The coding region runs from base 241 to 1170 and encodes 309 amino acids. The record is from RefSeq and is a predicted model, not a curated record.